Haemorhous mexicanus (house finch) is the source of this 4311-nucleotide messenger RNA. RefSeq names its product NIMA related kinase 11 (gene NEK11). Bases 1523 to 3037 code for a protein of 504 amino acids. Gene Ontology annotation, biological process: protein phosphorylation. Gene Ontology annotation, molecular function: ATP binding; protein kinase activity. The record is from RefSeq and is a predicted model, not a curated record. The transcript is spliced from 14 exons. NCBI's taxonomy places the organism in Eukaryota, Metazoa, Chordata, Aves, Passeriformes, Fringillidae.
UCUUCUAAGAAGCCAUGUAAUAAAAUGUUUUGGUUUGAAUUUUAGUCUUUAUUUGUUGCUUAUGACAUCACCUGCUAUUUGUUAGGUGUGUUCCUUUCAGAUAAGGAAUGUUACCUGCUCAUAUGAGACUCAUAGACAAAUAAAGCACAGAAGAAGAAAUAGGUAAUUUUAAGUGCAAGUUCUUUUGGUGUUACAAGGGCUACAAAAAAGGCUUAAAUGCAGACACACUGCCAGAUCUGUGGGAGAACUCAGGUUGUACCACUUGUGUGUGAUAGAUGAGAGAGGAGAAGAUUGUGGGCUUGGGGGCACGAAAUAAAAUCUGGUAUAAAUAAGGAAGGGAAAACUCACUAGUGGUUUGGAGGUGAUUACAAGAAGCUUAAGCCUGAUCACAUGGAUGAUGAGUUUGGCAGCAACAUUGGUUGGUGCAGUGGGAGUCAAAAACCAGAGUGUAGUGGAUACAACGAAUAAAGCAGGAUUUUCUACAGUAUAGUUACCAUUAAUUUUUUGACUGCAGCAUUUGUUUUAGGAACAUUUUGCUGGGAUCUGUCGUAAAGCUUUCAAAUAAGAAUUUAAGCAUAUUUAAGCCAGUUUUUUAGUAGUUUUUAUAAAACAAGCUCCUACUUUGUAUUAAAUAUAAAUGCACUCUUUCAAAAAAAAUCUGUCACACAUAAAGUUAUCUUUUUAUGAAACUGUGAAGCAAACUCUUCAGUUGUGCUCUACUAGACAUGCUGAAAAGCUUUGGAAGAUAAUGAACUUAGACUGCUGGGUUACCUGCACACAAAUCAGAUUUGACUUAACUAAUCACACUUCUUCAAGAAUUUAGCUUUCAUGGGAAUAAUUAAACAAGUACCAUUCCUGUCAUUUAUUUCUUCCUUGGGAUCUUUCUUUAAUGAUAGUCAAAUGCAUGUUUAUUGCUGGGAUAUUUAAAAAUUAAAUCUGAAAUGGUCAGUUCUGUGAUACAAUCUGAGUAUUUUUUCACAUACUAUUUUAACACAAGCAGAAGCUUUUUGUGGCAUUCCUUGAAUGUCUGACAGCUGGGGUUUGAGAAUGUUGUCAGCUCUUUGAGGAAAUCCAGAGGUCAGGACUGAAGGAUUAUUCUAACUCUUGAGCUAUUCCCAUCCACUUAUAGUUUUUUCUCUAUCAGCAGUACAAAGUGACCCAAUACCAGAUCAGUUAUAGUUUUUUCUCUAUCAGCAGUACAAAGUGACCCAAUACCAGAUCAGUUAAAGAUGUAGGAAUAAAGGAGCCUGUUUCAGCAGCACUGUAGUGUCUUUUCUCUAUCCACCGCUCUUUACUAUUUUUUUUGUUUUGUUUUUUUGUUCAUUUGUCCUAAAGUUAUAGGGGAAUAAGAAAGAGCAUGAUAGCACAGUAAUCACAAGCAUCACUUGUUUUGUUUUUUUGUUCAUUUGUCCUAAAGUUAUAGGUGAAUAAGAAAGAGCAUGAUAGCACAGUAAUCACAAGCAUCACUCCUUGGAGCUUUGGGAGUUUUUUAUGCAGGCAAUAUAAACUACCUUGUGUGAAAAUGUUUUGUUACAGAGUUACCCUAGGAUCUGGGAGUCACAUCCUCAAACAGGGUGGAGAUCUAGACUUUAAAAUUCAAGAGUACAGAGAUUCUGGGAAGAUGUUCACUCAAAGUCAAGUAAUAGACUGGUUUAUACAGUUGUUACUCGGAGUCAACUAUAUGCAUGAAAGACGGAUACUUCACAGGGAUUUGAAAGCCAAGAACAUAUUUUUGAAAGAUAAUCUUCUUAAAAUUGGAGACUUUGGAGUUUCUUGUCUUUUGAUGGGUUCAUGUGAUCUUGCAACUACUUUCACUGGGACACCAUACUACAUGAGUCCAGAAGUACUGAAGCACCAGGGAUAUAAUACAAAAUCUGACAUUUGGUCUCUGGGAUGCAUUUUGUACGAGAUGUGCUGUAUGAACCAUGCAUUUACUGGACAGAAUUUUUUGUCUGUUGUGUUAAAAAUUGUGGAAGGUGAAACACCUUCUCUUCCUGAUACAUAUCCAAGCAAACUGAAUGCUGUGCUAUGCAGCAUGUUAAGUAAGAAUCCUUCACUGAGACCAGCAGCAGCAGAGAUCCUAAAAUCCCCUUAUAUUGAUGAGCAACUACAGAAAAUACAGUACAAGUUCACAAACAUGACUGUGAAAGACAAGGCACAUAACUGUCAGAAAGAAACUGCUCCUAUUUUUGGUGCUGUGCAGAAGAAAGUUCAUUUGCAAACUCUGCAGGAACUUUCUGAAGUUCAGAAAAUGACACCGCGUGAACGAAUGCGGCUGAGGAAGUUAAAUGCUGCAGAUGAGAAGGCAAAGAAGUUAAAGCAGCUGGCAGAAGAAAAAUACCAAGAAAAUAUCAAAAGAAUGCAAGAAUUCAGGUCCCGUAAUUUUCAGCAGCUGAAUGUCAAUGUCCUACAUGAAUCUGAUGAGCAGACUUCAAAACACCUCAUUCAUUCUCAGCCAGCCACUAUGAGCAACUAUGUGUCCUCAGGACAGGAUGAACCAAGAGGGAAUGGGACAAGUGAACUCGGCAUGUCUGAACUUACAGACCAUGAGAUCCCUGAAGACCCAGAAAUUGCAGAAGAAUAUUAUAAAGAUGAGUUUGAAUCCUGUUCAGAGGACAGUGAAGAGGAGGAAGAGGCAGAAUUGUCAUGGACAGUCUCUAAGACAAAUCACCAGGACAGUGAUAUGGAGGCAAUGGUUGAGUAUCUGGAGAGUGUCCUGAAUAGCAGCUCAUUGGGCUCGAAGACUGUCACCAGUGUGUCUCCAGGGGUGCCCCAGGGAUUCAGAGCUCUCAACAGCACAAUGGCUGAGACCAGGCUGAAACGCAUGAGGGAAUCUGCCAUUGGGAAGCUGGGAGUGGAGGCAUUUGAGGCGGUGUACAGUUGCCUCAAGCAAGCAAGAAAGCAGAAUGCCAGUGAGGAGGAGAUCAGGAACUGUCUGGAGAAACUGGUUUCUAGAGCAAGUGAUUGCUUUGAAGUGGAUCAGCUGCUGUACUUCGAGGAGCAGCUACAGGCAUUAGAGCCACAUCUCCAGCUGUAACAGUGUGUCUGCAACAGCUGGGAGUGGCACCGAGGGGGAAGAGGCCUCCUUCAGGCCAGCAGGCAAUACAGGAGUGUCGCCGGCUGGGGGCUGUGUACAAAUCACCAACAGGACAGGACUGCUAAGGAACGCAUCUCAAGCUGUUUUGUUUUCUAGCAUCAGUCUCAUUGCACGGCUAUGACAAUGGGAAGAUGCCAGCAGCUCACAUCUGCGGCAGCAGACAAAGAACUUAAUGUUACAAAUAAAUUUAAAAGUUUUUUCAACCAAUCACACAAAGCAAAAGAAUAUUGACAGUAGUUCUGUCCAACCACUAUAAGCACACAUACCAUCAGUUAAAACAAUGCUUGCUUAUUUAGAAUACAAUACAUGAUUGUAAACCUUAAGAUACAAUGUGCAGAGCUCUAUUAUUAAGCUUAGAACAUCCUAAUAUCUUACUAGAUAUACUUUUCUGUAGCUUAGGGAGUUAUUCUGAGCAUUAAUACACAGACCAUUGUUCUAUUUGUCCUUACUUUUCUACUUCUUAUAUAAUUUUGCUGCUGACCAAUCUUAUGGCUACUGCUUAGCUCCAAUUGCAGUUCUGCUCUCUUUGAGGCCUGCCUUUUGCAGCUUUCCCAAAACCCUCUGAUUUUAAAGAUUCCCACACAGGAGGUAUUUGGAGGACACUGCUGAAGGUAAUGUAGUACCUAAGCAUGUGGGUAAGCUCCAUUUGAGAGUCCAGACUGCAGUGAGAAGUGGGUAAAUAUGGCACUAAUUUCAGGGGCAGGAAGAAGAACAAAUGUUUGUGACAGUGGAGCGAGGAUUCACAGUUACCUAUGUCCCCUUCUUCUGCCACUUAAAGCAAAGGAAGGGUGUUCUGGGCCGUGGCUGGAUGCCAGUCCUGCACUCAGAGCAACACUGGCAAAGCUGCCUUUGAUGGAAUGAUGCAGGAUUAGACUCCAGCUGCUGUUGAUUUCUGUGCUAACUCAUCCUCAUGAUACUUAAGCCCCUGAUUUUUGUAAUUUGGCAGAUUUACUCUUAAACAAAUAUGUAUAUGUAUGGCCACACAGCCCCUAAUUGUCUUGUUAUUUUUGGUUGUUCAAAAGGGCUGCAUUUAAUCUGAGCUUCAGGGGAACUGUGGACAUACAUACGUAUGUGCAUAUUUAUAUACAUAUAUGCAUGUUCACAUACACAGUGAUAGUGUGUAUAUUCAUAAUGGCAGAAGUAUGUCUGGUCAUACACUGUACUUGUCUAAAGAGUUUUGGAUUAAAUUCAUUAUUCAAAAAUGGAAAAAUAAA